Molecule: messenger RNA, 1377 nt
Organism: Metarhizium robertsii ARSEF 23
Lineage: Eukaryota; Fungi; Ascomycota; Sordariomycetes; Hypocreales; Clavicipitaceae
Product: Ribonuclease H-like protein
Exons: 2
Coding region: 1-1377 (458 amino acids)
Source: RefSeq, a predicted model, not a curated record
AUGCCGAGCAUCACGGACGAGUACCCCGAGUACAGCCGUACCGGCAAGCUCGACACGCUCCGGGCCACCGAGUACGGCUAUCUCGACGAGCAGGACCACGUCUACCUCGACUACACGGGCGCCGGGCUCGCCGCCCGUUCACAGCUCCAGGCGCACAGGAACCGCCUCGACGGCGCCACGUUUGGGAAUCCGCACUCGGAGAACCCGACGAGCCGCGCGGCGACGGACCUCGUCGACCGGGCGCGGCGCCGCGUCCUGCUGCACCUCAACGCCUCCCCGGAGGACUACCACGUCAUCUUCACCCCCAAUGCCACCGGCGCCGCCAAGCUCGUCGGCGAGGCGUACCCCUUUGCCAGGGGCGCGCGCCUCGUCCUCACCGCCGACAACCACAACUCGCUCAACGGCCUGCGCGAGUAUGCCCGCCGCGCCGGCUCCAAGACGCGCUACGUGCCCCUGCGGCCCAAGGACCUGCGCAUCGACACCGAGGCCCCCUCGCCACCCCGGCCGUCCAACUUCAGCGGCGUGCGCCAUCCGCUGCGCUGGAUCAAGCUGGCCCAGGACGCCGGCUACGACGUCCUCCUCGACGCCGCCGCCUACCUGCCCACGAGCCAGCUCGACCUGUCCACCGUCAACCCCAGCUUCGUCAUCGUCAGCUGGUACAAGGUCUUCGGGUUCCCGACCGGCGUCGGCUGUCUCGUCGCCCGCCGCGACGCGCUGGCCCGCCUCGCCCGGCCCUACUUUGCCGGCGGCACCGUCCAGGCCGCCACCGUCGCCGUCCCCUGGCACGCGCUGGCCCCGGCCGAGGCCGCCUUCGAGGACGGCACCCUCAACUACCUGUCCAUCCCGGACGUCCACGCCGGCCUGGACUGGGUGUCGGCCAUUGGCAUGGACACCAUUGCCACCCGCGUGCGCUGCCUGACGGGCCUCUUCAUCGACCGCCUGCUCGGGCUGCGCCACGGCGACGGCAGCCCCAUGGCCGUGCUGUACGGGCCGGCCGGCACCGAGUCGCGCGGCGGCACCGUCGCCUUCAACCUGCUCGACGCACGGGGCCGACUUGUCGACGAGCGCCUGGUCGCGCAGGAGUCGGGGCGCGCGCACAUCUCCCUGCGCACCGGGUGCUUCUGCAACCCGGGCGCGGGCGAGGCCGUCUUUGGCAUUGCCGCGAGCACGCUGCGGCCCCUGGUGAGCCAAAAGGGCGGCGGCACGUUUGACGACUUCCUCCGCAUGGCGCACCUGCCUACCGGUGGCGCGAUACGGGUGUCGUUUGGCGUCGCGAGCACGUGUGGCGACGUCGAUUAUUUCAUGGAUUUUGCGACAAAGACGUACAAGGAUCGCGUGACUUCGGCAGAGGGCUUGGCCCCGAGGCCGGGCUGUUGA